Messenger RNA from Plasmodium gallinaceum, 2409 nucleotides. Its product is annotated as conserved Plasmodium protein, unknown function. The record is from RefSeq and is a predicted model, not a curated record. Bases 1 to 2409 code for a protein of 802 amino acids. NCBI's taxonomy places the organism in Eukaryota, Apicomplexa, Aconoidasida, Haemosporida, Plasmodiidae. The transcript has a single exon.
AUGAUAAAAAAGGUAAAGAAAGAUAAUAUUUUUUUUACAUUUUACAAAAGAGGAAUCUUUACACCAAACCAAAUAAAUAUAACAAAAUUAUCUACAAAGUGUUUAAGUAACUAUGCAUUUGAUAUUUUAAGAUUAUCGAGAGAAAACAAGGAAUUAUAUGAAAGCUUUAAAAAUAGAAUAAAUAAUGAAAUAAAUUUAUUAGAUGCAAAAGAUUGCUAUAGAAUAUUAAAGUCACUUGAGAUAACUAAAAGGCUAGAUGAAGAAGAUUUAUUGAAAAAUAUUUUAAAGCAAAUAUCAAUUCAAACUUGUAAUUAUUCUAUAAAGGAAAUAUGCGAUAUUUCCUUUUUAUGUUCUAAAUUAAAUUUAAUAUAUAUUCCCUUAUUUGCAUCAUUAUCUAUUUCUUUUUUAAAUAAAAUAAAUUUAGCUACACCUGAGAAUUUAUCAACUAUUUGUUUGAGUUUUUGCAAAAUUCAAAUAAAAGAUAUAAAUUUAUUUAAUAGAAUAGCAGUUGCAACAUUAAAUAUAUUGCAUCUAUUUGAUAUAGAAAGUUUAAUAAAUGUAUUGAUUUCAUUUAGUUAUUUAGAUAUAAAAAAGGAUCUUCUAUUAUAUUCAUCUGUAGAUAUUUUCAUUAAAAAUCAAAACAAAUUAGAUGCAAACCAACUAGUAAAAGUAGCAUAUAUUUAUUCAAAAUUCAAUUUAAUAAUUAAUGAUAUAAAUUUAAUUCUUCAAGAUAAAUUACCUUUAUAUAUUUCUUCAUUAAGUAAUAUACAAUUAUCUGAACUAAUAAUUUCUUUAAAUAAAUUAUGUAUUAACUAUUAUCCCAUAAAUAAAUUUUUUACCAAUGUGAACUUGUUAAAUUUAAAAUUCACUAUAGCUAUAAAAGUUAUAAAUGCCUUAUCUCAACUGAAUAAUAUUAACAUAGAAUUCAAAUAUGAUGAAAUAUUUUUUUGUAUUAAUAAUUUUAUUUUAAUUCAUGGUAAAAAUAAAGACUUGAAUAUCGAUGUGUAUAAAAAUCUUCUAAAAAAUUUUAAUUUAACACAUAACAUAAAAAAUAAUAAUAAUAUUUUUAAUAGAAAAAGUGAUAUAAAUAACUCUUGUGAAUUGAAAAAUUUAGAUAACAAUUUAUCAGAUAAUGAUUUAAUAUGUGAUAACUUAUCUGAAGAUAAUUUAUAUGAAAAUAAUUUAAAUGAUGAUAAAAUAAAUAAAGUUUGUUCUAACAGUAUUAGUCUUAAUAAAAAUUCCAUAAAAAAUUAUUAUUAUUAUUAUUAUAAUUUAAAAAGUAAAUUAAAACCAGAUUCUGUUUGUUAUCUAAGUGUUGAUAUAUUUGAAUCAUUAUGCAAUUUUUUAGUAAAAAAUAAAAUUGUUGAUUUUGAAGAAAAGUUAAAAUUAUAUUUAAAUUAUAUAAGUAAAGAAAUAAUUUUUUUAAAAGACUACAUCAAUUUUAAUUGUUUAAUAAAAAUUUUUUCGUCUUUAUUAAAAACUCCCAUAAUAUGGAAUUUAUCUUUUUUAGAUUUUAAUUCAAUAAAUUCAUCUGAAGAAAAUUUUUUAUUUUAUAUAGAUGGAAAAAGUAAUUUUUAUGAAGAAUUAUUGAAAAGAUAUUUGAGUAUUUUCAAUACUUCUGAAAAUCCAGAUAAUCAUAGUACAAUAUUAUGUUCAAUAAUUAAUUUAUACAAAAUUAAUGAAAAAAAAAAAUAUAACAUUUUAUUUGAAAAAUGUUUAAAACACUACUCGUUAAUAAAUCAAAAAAAAAAAAAUAAAAAUUCCCAUUAUAUAUUAGAAGAGCAUAUUAUAUAUAAUUAUACAGAAUAUCAUUAUAAAAAUAUUCAUUUGUGGAAUUUAAGUAAGUAUGAUUGCAUUUUUGGCUUAAAUACUAAAUGUGAUGAUAUCAAUUAUUCUAGUGAUUUUACUAAUUGUGAUUAUUUGGAUAGAUAUCAUAUUUUAUAUUCUUUAAAAGAUACUAUACCUAAUAAAAUAUUGUCAUUAGAAUUAUUUAAUAUCAUUCACAAUUUUACAAAAAAUGUAAAAAUUAAUUUUAGAGAUAAUAUAUAUUAUAUUUCAUUGGUAGAGUGUGAUAAUUAUAUAGCUUAUUUAUUUUUACAGCCAGAAGAUUAUUUUUAUUCUUCCAAUGAACAUAAAGAAUUAAAGUUAAUUAACAAAGUAAGAAAAAAUAAAGAUAAUAAAAAUCACGAAAAUUCAAUAAUUUUAAUUAAUGAUAUUUUAUAUGAUCCUUAUGAAGUCUUUUAUAAUGAGAACUAUUUUAUUAAAUCAGAAAUAUUAGUUAAAAUAAAUUAUUUAUUAAUAAAAGGGUAUAAUAUAGUUGCAAUUCCUUUUUAUACUUGGAGGUGUAUGAGUUAUGAAAAUAAACAUAAAAAUAUUCAAACUCUUCGGAAUAGUAUCUUGAAUAACUAA